GGAGAACAUGCAAACUCCACAUAGAAGGGCCCAGACCGGGAUUCAAACCUGGAACCCUCUUGCUAUGAGGCGACAGUGCUAACCACUGUACCACUGUGCUGCCUGGACACCAUGCAUUUAUGUAGAAAUGGCUCCAUCUGGUGUCCACAAACAGAAUGACGGUCACUCAGCAACCUGUCCUCCUCUACCAGCUCCUCACUCCUCCUCCACCGGAGGGUCUCUGUGUCGAGGACGCUCAUUGGUCAGUGUCUGUGCGUGAGGUGAGUGCUGAUUGGCUGAGCGUCCUGUCUGCCGUCUCUCUGGUGAGGGAGCGGACAGAGUCAGCUGCUCAGUCGGGACUCUGAUGUUCCCGAGGCAGGAUGGGCUCCAGCAGCUCCAGCGUGGACCACAUCCCCGACGCCCAGCAGCUCAUGCAGGAAACUGGCUUCUCUGCUGCCCACAUCGUUCGUCUCUACGACAGGUUUGACUUUCUGGACAAAGACAAGAGUGGACAGCUCAGGCCUCAGGACUUCGGAGCGGUCCGGGAGUUGGCCCUGAACCCCAUCGGGGACAGGAUCAUCGGCGCCUUUUUCUCUGCAGGGCAGGAAACGGUGGACUUUGCCUCCUUCGUUCGGAUUCUGGCUCAUUUCCGUCCCGCAGACACGAGCCGACCCAGAAGCGGAGCCCAGCCGGCGGCCAACAGCAGCGCCAGGAAGCUGAAAUUUGCUUUCCAGCUGUACGAUCAGGACAGAGACGGAAAGAUUUCCAGAGCAGAGCUUCUUCAGGUACUGCGGGCGAUGCUGGGGAUGCAGGUGACAGAGGAGCAGCUGCAGAGCAUCGCUGAGCGAGCCAUCCGCGAGGCCGACCUGGACAAAGAUGACGCCAUCUCGUUUGACGAGUUCAGGAAGUCACUGGAGAAAGUGAACAUCGAUCACAAGAUGAGUAUUCGCUUCCUGAGAUAAAGGCGCCACCCGCUAAGAUCUGUUUUGUCUCUUGUCGGAAAGAAGACGAUGAGGAGUUUGUCUUUCCUGCCGGGGGACGAAGGUGGAAGUGAAGAGACCAGGAGGUUCACCACCACUAAAGCCGUGAAGUCCGUCUCCACAGCACAGGAGUGUCUCGCAGCGUCAACAGGGAGAAAACUAAACCGUCUGUCAAGUAUCUCCAUGAGAAAUGUUGUGCCCUUCAGUGUUAAAUAAAUAACUAUAACUUG
This is a messenger RNA of Scatophagus argus, 1189 nucleotides long. RefSeq names its product calcineurin-like EF-hand protein 2 (gene chp2). Bases 360 to 941 code for a protein of 193 amino acids. The transcript has 7 exons. Lineage: Eukaryota; Metazoa; Chordata; Actinopteri; Scatophagidae. The record is from RefSeq and is a predicted model, not a curated record. Gene Ontology annotation, molecular function: calcium ion binding.